AUGGGACUUUUCGAGGAAGCUCGCGCAGCAGUAGAGGUUGCCAAUAAAAAUAUCAAGAGGAUCAUUGAAAAGAAUACUGAAGUUUAUAAAGAUUGGCAUGGGAAACUUCCUUUUGCCUUGCAUGCAUAUCAAACUUUUGUACGAACCUCCACGGGGGCAACUCCGUACUCACUAGUAUAUGGAAUGGAGGCAAUGCUACCCAUUAAAGUGGAAAUCCCAUCCUUGAGAGUGUUAAUGGAGACAAAAUUGAAAAAUGCUGAAUGGAUCCGCUCUCAUUAUGAGCAGUUGAAUCUGAUUAAGGAAAAAAGGCUCGUAGCCCUUUGCCAUGGUCAAAUGUACCAACGAAAGAUGAUGCGAGCAUAUGAAAAAAAAGUUCAUCCUGGGCAUUUCCAAUUAGGGGAACUGGUCGUCAAAAGGAUACUCCUUGACCAGAAUGAUUCUCGUCGAAAAUGGAUGCUGAACUGGGAAAGACCAUAUGUGGUGAAAAAGGCUUUUUCAAGAAGAGCCUUAAUUUUAACCGACAUGGAUAGAAGAGACUUGCCUAGUUCAAUAAAUGCAGAUGCAGUAAAGAAGUACUAUGCCUAA
Theobroma umbraticum is the source of this 585-nucleotide messenger RNA. RefSeq lists its product as uncharacterized. NCBI's taxonomy places the organism in Eukaryota, Viridiplantae, Streptophyta, Magnoliopsida, Malvales, Malvaceae. The record is from RefSeq and is a predicted model, not a curated record.